AUGGGCUUCAUGGAUACCAUCCGCGCAAAAGUCGAACUCUACCGUCUCGAACAACGCUACGCCCGCAGAGACAAACGCACAACCUUCACAACCGGCGCCCGCUACGUCGACGGCGAAUACAUCUUUGCUGAAUCAUCGCCUGGUAGCCCUACAGGCAGCACUGGGUCAUGGCAACACAGUACCGUGUCGUCGUCCUCGAAGCGUGGCACUGCGGUCAAGGUCAAGGAGUUGAUGAGUAGGAGUGUGCGAUGA
Molecule: messenger RNA, 252 nt
Organism: Aureobasidium namibiae CBS 147.97
Lineage: Eukaryota; Fungi; Ascomycota; Dothideomycetes; Dothideales; Saccotheciaceae
Exons: 1
Coding region: 1-252 (83 amino acids)
Source: RefSeq, a predicted model, not a curated record